UUUUGGUUAAUACCUGCAGUUGGAAUGAACUCUUGCCUUUUCGUUGGACUUUAUGCAUUCACAUUUUUACUGAAUUACGUAAUUUAUUAUUAUUCAGAAACUUGGGUCAUCUGGUCAGCGAAAUGCUACAAGGUGUGGUCUUUGGUGGGUAGAAAUGUUGAAGACAAGGGAUCAGUUUAAAGAGGCUACUACUGUUUACUUUCGUAUUUCUGGUGAGGAACCCCUACAUUCUGUCAUGCUGGAGCAAGCAUCUUAUUGCUACUUGUUUGUGAAACCACCAAUGUUACGCAAAUAUGGAUUCCAUCUUGUUCUUUCAGGUGAUCUAUAUAAGAAAUGUGAUCAGAUGAAGCAUGCAAUUCGCACAUACAGAGGUGCUUUAACUGUUUUUAAAGGAACUAAAUGGAACCAUAUCAGGGAUCAUGUUCAUUUCCAUAUUGGAAAAUGGUAUGCAUUUCUUGGGAUGUUUGAUGUGGCAAUUAAUCAUAUAUUGGAAGUCCUGGCCUGUGGCCAUCAAUCGAAGACAACACAAGAGUUAUUCCUGAGGGACUUUUUUCAAAUUGUUCAGCUAAUGGCUUCUCUCAACACCGAUGUCACCAUGGUUCCAGUCGGCGGUGACGGCUCAGGCGCCGCCGGACCAUCAUCGUUAGUGUUAGUGGUGUGGAGUUGGUCGAUAACGGUUGCGGAACCAAGAUUAGGUGUGAACUGGGAGAUGAUGUCCCUCCACAAGCUGUCUCCAUUGACGGUGGUGGAUCUCCUCAAAUACAACAACAUCCAGAAAAGUGAAGCUCUUCGAUGCCGACCCUGA
Camellia sinensis is the source of this 805-nucleotide messenger RNA. The record is from RefSeq and is a predicted model, not a curated record. Lineage: Eukaryota; Viridiplantae; Streptophyta; Magnoliopsida; Ericales; Theaceae.